CUGAUGACGACAUUGCAAAAAGUUCAUAAUUCUCUUCUUGCCAUGCCUAGUCCUGAUUGUUUUAUUAAUCGCAAGUGCUUAGAAUGUUUUCGACACUGUGGCCUUGUUGUCCUAUCACGGAGACAGUAGACACUAAACAAUCGCGUCAAACAUUGUCUUCAGCUGCACGAAAUCAUUAAGCACAUCUAUAAAUGGUUCACAAUUAAAGUCUAGUAUGCAGACUUGACUGUAUUAUCUUCCUUUGAGGUUCCAUCUUAAAUUAUGAAUUCCUUCAGAUUUUUACCACCAAUACUCUUGGUAGUGUACUUUGUUGGCCUAUGCUCAAGUGUAGGAGCUUAUGAUCCCUUGGAUCCGAAUGGAGAAAUAAAAAUUAAGUGGGAUCUCGUAUCUUGGACCCCUGAUGGAUAUAUAGCAAUGGUGACUAUGAUCAACGCUCAAAUGUAUCGACAUAUAACGACCCCUGGCUGGACCUUAGGAUGGACUUGGGCUAGCAACGAAGUCAUUUGGUCAGUGUUAGGAGCUCAAGCUACUGAUCAAGGAAACUGUUCAAGAUUUCAUAAUAAUACUCCACACUCGUGUAUGAAAAAUCCGUAUAUUAUUGAUUUACUGCCAGGAGCUCCUUACAAUCAACAAGUUACUAGUUGUUGCAGAGGUGGUAUUUUGGCCUCCCAAGGACAAGAUGCUGCUUCUGCAGUCUCAGCGUUUCAGAUUAAUGUCGGAAAUGCUGGUAAAACGGAUUCUACUGUAAAAAUGCCGAAGAAUUUCACUUUGUUCACUCCUGGAUCAGGGUAUACUUGCAGUUCUGCAGCAAUUGUACCACCAACAUUUGCCUUAACACCUGAUGGCCGGAGAAAGACACGAGCAAUGAUAAGCUGGGAAAUAAGUUGUACUUACUCGCAGAUGCUGGCCUCGAGGAAUCCCACCUGUUGUGUAUCACUCUCAUCUUUUUACAGCUAUGAAGUAACUCCUUGUUCUGCUUGUGCUUGCGGCUGUGAAAAGAUAAACAAUUGCAUAAUGGAAAAUGAUUCGAGGAUUCAGAGUGCUCCAGAAAAUUCUACGCAAAUUAAUGAUAAUGCCCUUGUGCAAUGUACACAUCACAUGUGUCCAAUCAGAGUUCAUUGGCACGUUAAAACAAACUACGACAAGUAUUGGCGUGUGAAAAUCAGCAUCACAAACUUCAAUUACGGUGCCAAAUACAAACAGUGGACACUUGUAGCUCAGCAUCCUAAUUUCAAAAAUGUCGCGCAAGUUCACAGAUUUGGUUAUAAGCCUCUUAAUCCCUACCCGAGCACAAAUGAUAUUGGAAUGUUUUAUGGCGUAAAACAUUAUCAAAACGAGAUCCUGUUAGAAGCUGGUUCAGAUGGUAAUGUGCAUUCUGAGUUGAUUUUUGAAAAGGACAAGGAGAUAUUUACGCUGAAUCAGGGUUGGACGUUUCCUAGAAAAAUUUAUUUCAAUGGAGAUGAAUGCACAAUGCCGCUUCCUGAUUCUUACCCAAAGCUCCCAAAAUCGGUCUAUACGAAUCUUCACAUUUCACUCCCUAAACUAUUUAUCUUAGUUCUUAUUGUAUUAUUGGCCUUGAGAUUUAUAUUAUGUAGAAAUUCAAGUCAGAUGUACCAAGGUAUUUAGAAACUAUAAAAAAGCAUUACUAUAUAUGUGAAGCCAGCAAUUGCAUCACACUAGAUACUGAACUCAGCCGGCUAUCAGUAGAUGGUUGACAAAUGACAAUUAACUAUAUAUCAGAAAAAAUCUAAAAGUUCGAGCAGGCUCCCCAUUUUCAUUUGGUGCUGGAUAAACAUGAUCUUAGAUAUAAUCCAAGUGAUUAAGACCCCGGAUGACAUGAGCGUCUGAGCGAAGA
This is a messenger RNA of Daucus carota subsp. sativus, 1855 nucleotides long. Its product is annotated as COBRA-like protein 4. The transcript has 6 exons. Gene Ontology annotation, cellular component: plasma membrane. Lineage: Eukaryota; Viridiplantae; Streptophyta; Magnoliopsida; Apiales; Apiaceae. Gene Ontology annotation, biological process: plant-type cell wall cellulose biosynthetic process; cellulose microfibril organization. The record is from RefSeq and is a predicted model, not a curated record. Bases 262 to 1626 code for a protein of 454 amino acids.